Molecule: messenger RNA, 1519 nt
Organism: Lemur catta (Ring-tailed lemur)
Lineage: Eukaryota; Metazoa; Chordata; Mammalia; Primates; Lemuridae
Gene: GTF2E2
Product: general transcription factor IIE subunit 2
Exons: 8
Coding region: 254-1129 (291 amino acids)
Biological process (GO): transcription initiation at RNA polymerase II promoter
Cellular component (GO): transcription factor TFIIE complex
Source: RefSeq, a predicted model, not a curated record
ACUGAGCUCCUAGCGUCGGAUCAGGAAGUGGCGGGUGGAGUCCCCGGCUGAGUCGCUUCCUCAGCCGCCGCCGCCGCCGCCGCCAGUGGCGAGACCCCGACCUGGCGGGUCAGCGCUGGGCGUGCGUGCGGGCAGGCGGGGGCGCUGACGAGGAGCAGGAAGCGGCGGCCGCGCCGGCGUGGGCGGCUGGCCGAAGCGGAGGCGCAGCGAGGCGGCGGCGGGUCGCGUUAGGCUGCCCAGCUCGCUGAGCAUUAUGGAUCCAAGCCUGUUGAGAGAAAGGGAGCUGUUCAAAAAACGAGCUCUUUCCACUCCUGUAGUAGAAAAACGUUCAGUAUCUUCUGAAUCAUCAUCAUCAUCAUCCAAGAAGAAGAAAGCAAAGGUAGAACAUGGAGGAUCAUCGGGCUCUAAACAAAAUUCUGAUCAUAACAAUGGAUCAUUUAACUUGAAAGCUCUAUCAGGAACCUCUGGAUAUAAGUUUGGUGUUCUUGCUAAGAUUGUGAAUUACAUGAAGACACGACAUCAGCGAGGAGAUACGUAUCCUCUAACUUUAGAAGAAAUUUUGGAUGAAACACAACAUUUAGAUAUUGGGCUCAAGCAGAAACAAUGGCUAAUGACUGAGGCAUUAGUCAACAAUCCCAAAAUUGAAGUAAUAGAUGGGAAGUAUGCUUUCAAGCCCAAGUACAACUUGAAAGAUAAGAAGGCCCUGCUUAGGCUCUUAGAUAAGCAUGACCAGCGAGGAUUAGGAGGGAUUCUUUUAGAAGACAUAGAAGAAGGACUGCCCAAUUCCCAGAAAGCUGUCAAGGCUUUAGGGGACCAGAUACUAUUUGUAAAUCGUCCUGAUAAGAAGAAAAUACUUUUCUUCAAUGAUAAGAGCUGUCAGUUUUCUGUGGAUGAAGAAUUUCAGAAACUGUGGAGGAGUGUCACUGUGGAUUCGAUGGACGAGGAGAAAAUUGAAGAGUAUCUGAAGCGACAGGGUAUUUCUUCCAUGCAGGAAUCUGGACCAAAGAAAGUGGCCCCUAUUCAGAGAAGGAAAAAGCCUGCUUCGCAGAAAAAGCGACGGUUUAAGACUCAUAACGAGCACUUGGCCGGAGUGCUGAAGGAUUACUCUGACGUUACUCCUGGCAAAUAGGGAGCAGCUUGCCCCUGAACAAAGAGUUACGAGUACACAAUCAAGAUCCUUCUUCGUGAUGCCUGGGCUCUGAAGACUGACUGUCUUCCCAUUCUGCUUCUGAGGACUGAGGAGAGGAGCAGCUCAGUUUACAGAACAAGUGCAAAUUACCAAACUCAAAGCUUAUUUUGAUUGAAUGGGCUAAUGAGAAAUGUUAACCUUCUGUUACUUCUUGGGAGAAAGGCGCUUCGCAUGGCAUGCAGGUGUCUUUGCUAUUUAUUUCUACUUCUAAAGGGUACCUGGUUCCAUGUUUCCUCUUUUAUUACUUUAGAGCAAGUUUGCAGAUAGUCUUGAAUGCAAUAUUUGUUUAUUCCAAAGGAACGUAUUUAUAAUAAAAUCAUCGUAGAAGGA